Messenger RNA from Venustampulla echinocandica, 249 nucleotides. RefSeq lists its product as uncharacterized. The record is from RefSeq and is a predicted model, not a curated record. Lineage: Eukaryota; Fungi; Ascomycota; Leotiomycetes; Helotiales; Pleuroascaceae. Gene Ontology annotation, biological process: microtubule nucleation by interphase microtubule organizing center; mitotic spindle assembly; gamma-tubulin complex localization. The transcript is spliced from 3 exons. Gene Ontology annotation, cellular component: gamma-tubulin ring complex; interphase microtubule organizing center; centrosome. The coding region runs from base 1 to 249 and encodes 82 amino acids.
AUGCCCUCAGAAGCCAACCGCAAGCAGGAUAAAGAAAUCAUGGCUGCGCAAGCCCGCCAAGUCAUCGACGUAUUCCACGAAAUAUCUACUCUCCUUAAUGCAGAUCUCGACCGGCAGACGCUGUCUAUUUGUAUAUCUUUGAUUGAGAAUGGCGUAAAUCCGGAAGCGCUGGCGUCUGUUAUCAAGGAGCUGAAGAAGGAUGCCGAGGAAACGCAGAAGGAGAUUCUACAGUCUAGGGGACAACGAUAA